AUGUGGGACUACUACAAUGACAAAACCAUCUUCAUCACGGGUGGAACUGGCUUCCUGGGGACUGCUGUUGUAUAUCGCUUGCUCACGCAAACAUCUGUGAGUCAUGUAUAUAUUCUGUGCAGAGGAGGUAUAGGAAAACUUCGAUCAAAAUGGACAACAUCACUAUCAUCGGCAAUAGUAGAAAGGCUUCUUAGCACCAAUCGCAUCACAGUCAUGGGCGGUGACAUCCUCUUCCCCGACCUCGGACUUUCCCAGAACGAACUGAACACACUUCAACGGGAAGUCAAUGUCAUCAUUCACUCGGCAUCCUCUAUAGAUCUUUCAAAGUCCCUCGAUAAACUAUCGGAAGUGAUCACCGGAGCCAGCGAAAGAAUCACAGACAUUGCUCUGACCUGCCCGAGUCUGGAUCGCUUUGUUUAUGUCUCGACUGCAUAUUCCAAUGCCUACCUACCUCCCACUGGAGAAGGCAUCGAAGUCGAGAUCAAAGAAGACAUCUAUGAUCCUAAUCCCAACGAUCAUUUAGAUGUCAUUAAAGAAUGGACACAGGUGCAAGAGACUGGCUCUAGCGAUGCGUAUAAAGCCCACGACUUCCCCUGGCCGUAUGCAUACGCAAAGAACCUGACAGAGCGGCUUCUUCUCUAUCGCUUCGCUCAGAGCGGUGUCAAGGAAAAGCUACUUAUUGUGCGCCCUUCUAUCAUCGGACCGGCACAGAAUUUUCCAAAUCCUGGGUACAACGUGCCCCUAUCGAGCCCGUCGACAUUAACCGCUGCUGUAAUUGCACUGGCCCCUGGUGGCAUGGCUACUGUUGCAACGAAAGCAGUUGGACAAACCUCUCGCCUGUUCGUUGACGAGGUUCCAGUCGAUGUAGUUGUUGAUCGUUUGCUCGCCCAUUUGGCUGUGGGAACUAACGGUUGUGUUCAUGCAGUCAGCGGGAAACAAGCACGGUAUCAAUUCAUCAACUGGUGGGAGUCGGCAAUUUCACUUCGGCGCGUGCCGAGGAAUAUUGAUUUGAAUUGGAAAGACAUAGACUGGAAGUCCGAUGAGCAACAUCCGCUGGCUCGGUUCUAUGUAAUCUUUGGGUCUUCUUUCGAAUUUUAUGAGGAUAGGACUAUCGCUCUUAGCCGACAUCCCUUGGUGGAAACCUGUAAAGAGCUGCAACUGUUCAAUCAGCUCAAUUUAGGAGAGCAGUUGCGAAGUCGAACGGAAGACAUCUACUCGGUGAUGAACCAUAUUGCCGAGAGGGAUGAGAGGACACGACGAGUCAUCGAACGAUACUAUCAGGAUUCUAUAAAGGCUAAAAUCUAG
Messenger RNA from Penicillium hordei, 1305 nucleotides. RefSeq lists its product as uncharacterized. Bases 1 to 1305 code for a protein of 434 amino acids. The transcript has 2 exons. Gene Ontology annotation, biological process: long-chain fatty-acyl-CoA metabolic process. Gene Ontology annotation, molecular function: alcohol-forming very long-chain fatty acyl-CoA reductase (NADP+) activity. NCBI's taxonomy places the organism in Eukaryota, Fungi, Ascomycota, Eurotiomycetes, Eurotiales, Aspergillaceae. Gene Ontology annotation, cellular component: peroxisome. The record is from RefSeq and is a predicted model, not a curated record.